This is a messenger RNA of Phymastichus coffea, 3301 nucleotides long. RefSeq lists its product as uncharacterized. The record is from RefSeq and is a predicted model, not a curated record. Lineage: Eukaryota; Metazoa; Arthropoda; Insecta; Hymenoptera; Eulophidae. The transcript has 5 exons. The coding region runs from base 195 to 3197 and encodes 1000 amino acids.
UAAAAAGCUUGUGCGGCUCGAGAAAUUCCGGAGGAUAACGGUGAUGCUCAAGCCGCUGGUCAGUGAGGCUGCCAUCCAUGUACCAAGCACGCAUCCUCGAGAGUAUUUUUUGUUGCCGGAUUUGAGGAAGCAAGCAAGGUACUUCUGAUGAGAUAAAUACGUCGGCGACUGAUUAGGAAAAUAAGAGAGCCAAAAUGGGUAUCAAGGAAGAAGAUGAACCUCAAAAAAACUGUACGAUUGGUGAUUUUUACAAUAGCUUGCAAUUAAAAAUAAUCUCUUGCAAUGAAGAGGACCAAUUGUGCCACAUUACAUCACGUUCAACAGUGGAAAACAAGCGCAAUAUUGAGAAUGUAUGCAACACAGUUCAAUAUAACUGUCAGCGCUUUUGUAUUCCAAUGGAAGGAACUUUUUUAAAGAAAACAGAAUUAAGCGUGAAAGCUUUCAAAUAUUUCAUCUGUAAUACUAAAUUUAAUUCACAAUCUCUAUUGGCAGAUGAUACAGCAAAUGGUCAUUUAGUUGAUAUGCAUCCACCUUAUUCAGUUUAUUUAUUGAUUGAGAUAGUAUGGUAUUGCAAAUUUGAAGACAUCUUAGCAGAAUCUAUUUUACAUUUUCCAUUGGAUAUAUGUGUGGAAAUCUUAGAAGUUCUGCCAAGAUGUAUUGAUCUGCUAGACUUUGAGAGAGCAGCAAGGUUUCUAACAACUAUUAUUCCCAAUUCUUAUAAGAAACUUAUUAUUUUGAGGGAUACAGGAUGCCAAGUGCAGGAUGUUACCCAGAAAGCUUCCACAUUUUCAGCACAUGUAGUAGAGCUUAUUCUGCAGUUUAUGAAUACAAGAUUUCUCAAGUUCGAGGAUGUACCCAAAGAAGAAAAGUUCAAGCGACUAGGUAGGCUACUAAAAUCUAUUAUCCAAAUGGUCCGAUUGUGCCUUACCAUUAAAAUCAAAAAAGUUGAACAUCCAGUCGAAAUGGAGAAACUAUAUAAAUUGACUUUUGGCCAUGCUGAAUUUCAUAAAAUCAAUGAUGAACUGUUGCAAAAGCUUUUCUUAAACAUGGACUGCGAAUUAAUCAGUCUCUUAACAAAAAAGGUCAAAGAGAUUGACUGUAACAUUUACAUGGACUGGAUGGAGUACGAUGAUCAAGAAAACACAGGAAUGACUCUACAACGAGCAAUAGGAUUGGAAUCUUACUUAUUCAUAGAGCAUACAAAAGAUCAUGUAAGUCUAGAGUUGAAGGAUUACAACCAUUUAAUAGAAUAUCUUGGUCAAUUAGCUUCCAAACCAGAAAACGCCACCGAGAGCAUGCAGCUAGAAGAUUUAGCUUACGGAGUUGCAGAAGGUAAAAGAGAAUAUCUACUCGCCAUUUUUAAAAGGUACAAAGAAUGGAAUGAUUCCAUAGUCGACUCGGUCGACAGUCACAUCUCUUUAUUAACUAAAGACGAUUGUGAGCAUAUUUUCGAGUAUCUCAGCGAUGAGAUCGUCUCUCAAAUUUAUCCUGAAAAACUACAAACGUGCCUACUCUGUCUAUCAAAAGCUCUUAUUUUUCUUGAUAUUACGGAACUCUACGAGAUAACGGUGAAAUUUAUAGUGAAGUUUAAUGAUAACGACAACCUCGAGAACGUUAUUGAUAUCACAAACUUCGAGCGAUUCAUUAGUCUUAACCCCAACCUCUCUGCUUCGAAAAAUCUACGAGUCGUUUUAUUUUUCCUCUGUUUAAAACCGAAAGCCACGCUGAAGAUUCUUGUUAAGAUGGCAAUAGGUCACGUAGACUAUCCUGACGUUGCCAUAAGCAUCGACGAUCUCAUGCUUCUAGAACCAAUUAUGAAGAUUCAGACACAAAGUAGAUACGAUACACUGAUUGAUGUGUUGAGGUACAAGUGUUCAGAGACAGCGAAGCCAAUUUGGAAAAAUCCCUUCUAUACUCCGAAAAAGAACGUGGGCAAGCCAGCUAGUGUGUCUCUGGUAUUAAGAAUUCUACAAGACAUUUGCUUGGACGCUGCCGAGUGGAAUUACAACAAGUUCGGCUCUUUCAUGAAAGCUCUCUACACCUUCUGCAGUCCCACGGAAUUUAUUUGGGAAAUUUUCGUGCCUUUCUUGUUGUCCGAUCGUUGCACGAUAUACCAGUUGUAUUAUAUCCUCGUAGAAUUGCAGAAAUUCAUUAGUAAUUUCAAUACGAAAUAUCGUGUCACGGAAAUACCGAAAAUCGACGAUACUUCUAGUACAAAGCGCACUGAUUGCCACCUCCAAAAUAUCGAUAAAAACACAGCUUACAUCUUGAACAAUGCUUUAAUAGAACGUGGCAUUUGGCUAUUAAAUUCUGUAAAUAUAUCGAGGUACAUUGUUAGUGAUUGUCUUAGUAUUAUUCAAUCUUUAAUGGACCAUUUGAUUGAAACAUAUUACGUGUCGCAAUCCCAUCCGGUCAACUAUUAUUCUACAAUAAGCACCCCGAUAAGUUUUUUCAUUAUCAAUAAAGAUAUUGCCAACCAGCUUCACAGGAAAGGAGCCCAGCUCAAAGUUCUCUUUGACUCGAUGACAGUCGGCCAUAAAAAAAUGAUAUGCCCCUCUCCUACAAACAUAAACUACCCGAUGCGUCUAGUCAUCGAUGAUUUACUCAGGUUUAUAAUGACUAAGUGCUCAAAGAAAAAUUACCUUGAGUAUACUCGUGAGAUGAUCACCACCUGUAAUAUCACUUUAAGGCAGAGUACUUCGAAACACGAACGGUGUGAUUGGAUUGUUCGACUGACUUUCGAGACUUGCUUGUUGUGUUUGGAAUUUCCAAUGAUUGCUCCGGUCGAUAGCGUGAGUUUUCUACUCCAAUGUCUCAACUUAUUUUUAUCCAGUGUGAUCAACACGCAAAAAAAGCUAGAUCAAAAAUUGUGCGACAGUCUUGACAAACAUUUAGAGAUAAUCAAACCCGUCGCACCGUUCACCGUCAUUUCCGAUGCGUUCAACGAGCUCGUUUUAAAGUACGCGCAAUUGAAGAAUGAUUUGGCUGCGAAGAUCAAAGCUCUCGAAGUGUUCGCACUUAGCUGCACGGCGAAGAAUGACAAAUUGAAGAAUUACGAAGGGGUCCAUUCUCCGUUGGGUAUCAAACUGUAUUUGGCACACGGCAUUGUUACAAUGUCUAUGGAUGAAAAUCUCAGCCAUAAAGAGAAGUAUAUUGAAAAGCUCACCGAGUAUUUAAAAAAACCGGAAGAAACGUAAAAAGAUUGCUGAAAUCUAUUUUUAAUUUAUAUAUUUAUACUUAGUUUGAUAGAUUUAUUUUCACGAAUACAGCCACAAUCUAUUUAAGUAUAAAAUAAAGUUCU